AUGUUCACCAUGACUGUCUCCAGUCUUUCCGAAUAUGUGACUAUGUACGUAACUGAGAUGCACUGCAAAAGGUUGGACUUUCGUUUAAAAGGUAAGUCAUGUGACUUGAAUGAGACAGGAAAACAUGCCCACCCAAAAGAUUACGGACCAAAAGCAGGAUUUAUCUACAUGGAUGUGUCUGAAUCAUCCAAGGUUUGUCCUUUUCAUGCAUUCCCAAUGUUUGUUCGUUUGAUUGCGAAAAAAUCUAUACUGUAAUGAUUUACCUCUAUUUCACUCUCUCUCUCUCUCUCUCUCUCUCUCUCUCUCUCUCUCUCUCUCUCUCUCUUUGGAAAAAUAAACAUGUUAGGAUCAAUACUGAAUUCAAGUUCGUCGCUCGACACAAAAAACAAACGAUACAUUUUUUUCCUUUAUUUUUUCUUUCAAAUUGAGAAAACUAGCAAAAGUUUUUUUUUAUUAUUAUUUUUUUUAUUUGCUUCCAGUCUUGUGCAGUAAUACAGCAAGAAUGGCCUCAGGUAGAAAGUGAAUAUCACUGGAUAACGAUUGGGAGCAGAGAAGUUCAGGUUUAUUGUGAUAUGACGAACAACGGUAAGCCCCAAGUCAAAUAAUUUCUCUCAGUCACGAUUUCACAUUUUUAUCAGAAAUUUACCAUAAAUAAGUUAAGCCUAAGAAUCUUUUGGAACAUAAAUGUUUUUAAUUCUUUGUUGUUGAGCUGUUUUCAGUUUUUUGUCAUCUUAUUCAAUCAAGUUCACCAAAGUAAAUCCCACUUAGUUAAUUGAAAAAGGGGAACUAAUCUUUUCCUACCGUCCACGCUGACAAGACUGAAACAUUACCCAAGAGCAGUCACUAUGAUCCACUGUGUUGGAUCUGGUAGCUAAUUCCAACCUACUUAACCAGUUUUGAUCUAGAAUAUAAGAGAUGACUGGUUAGAAAAGCUGGCAAAAAUCCAACUAAGAUGAAAACAAAUGUUCAGCCAAUUAAGAGUUAGGGUUUGGAACUCCCUGACCAUGCAAAAUGGUUAUUGUGUACGUGGUUGUUGUUGUUGUUGUUUGCGUUAUUUACUUACUUUACUCAGAUGUAUAUUUAUUUGUUCAGCUUAUGCGUUUUAUUCUUUUUCUUUUUUACACAGUCCUUAACUAAUUUAGCGAGAUGCUUCUAUUAGCUAUGCAGUUAAGAUUGUUUAAUGUUUAUUAUAUAUAAAUGUAAUGUUGAUAUACAUAGGUGGCGGUUAGACUUUGGUAAUGACCAUUAGCUCCAAGAGCAACGAUCACCUUCAAGGUGUUGAGGUACACUGUUUUAAACCCACAUUGUGUGUUCCCUUUGUCGAAAAGAACAACAUCAUCGAGGCGCGAAAAUUAGGAGACGAAGAUGUACACAAAAUGAUGCAUUUUGAAGGCAAGCUGUGAGCUGGAUUAAAGGCGAAAAGUUCAAUAAAUAAUUAAUUUUUAUACUGUUCGGAUCAGACUGCCCAAGAACAUUCUUAGAUACUCUAAAUCGUUAUCGUAGAAAUAAAAGAAGUUUUUAAUGUUAACACCUAUACAAUUAUAUGUUGGUCCACUUAGAGUUAUGAACUCUUGGGAGCAUCGAAUACAAUUAGCCGGGUUUUGCGUUCUACACUGUGUAUUCGCUUAACCUUCUAUUUUUGCUUCUACUGAAAAUCUCAAGAAAGGUAAUUGAAUGUAUGUAUGCCCAUAGAGAGCUUGGAGAUAUUUGGUCUAUGCAGACUCCAUUGCAAAUGAUUUCUCAUCUCUAAGCUUAACACUUUUUUUUCAAGAACUUUUAGAGUUGAUGUUUUGGAAAAGGAUGUUUCUUACACCGUUUUUUACCAGGUACUACAUAUAACAUGUUUGAGUUUAACUGCUAUUUCUUGUUGAAAACCAUGGGUAAUUAUGUAUAUCCUCUUUUAACUCAAUUUUAGAUACUAAGUGGCCAAGAAAAGUUUAACUCAACAUGCGCCUAUAGAACGUAAGCGCAUGUAAUAUUGUUCAGAACCAAAAUUGGCAUCUAGAAAGAAUAUUCAUUUUAGGUGAUUUUUGACUUAUUUGAACGUGAAAAUAAAUGGAAAUGAUAUAUUAGCCCAAGCUACUCAGUAAAAAUUAUAUUAAGCCAGUUGAUCAGUUAUUAUUCCUUUUGGCGGUCUUAUCUUACAGGUAGAGUUUGGUUACCUUUUCCUUAUUAUGAUCGUGAAUUUGACAUGAAGACAGAUGUUUUUGCGCAAACUGCGGUUUUCGACUAGAUAUCAGUAUAUUUCCAUUAUGUUGCUAAAAGAUGAUCAAUUACUAAGAAAAUGACUCUACCUUAUAAAAAUUGAUCCCGUGCAGGAAUUUUCUGGAAAUAACCCUCCUUCAUACCGUUUGCCUCCUUAAUACUCUCGUUUUUAGGCUAAAUCCAUGUUGAAUUCCCCAUCCGGAAAAUAGUUUUUUUAAUUGAAUUUACCACGUUCGACACCUCUUUUUCUCAGAGGUGACUUAAGGUGUAAACGUGUAGUACUUUUCAUCUUCCGCACUGAAUUUGUAAUCGAUAACUUACAAGGCUAGCUCGUAGCUCUUUUAGGGGCGGUACCUUGAGUACACCCUUUCCUCUCCGAAUUUUCUGUUUAUUCUGCCGAUAUGUACCUGUCUUCAAGAACAAUUUUCCCUUCAGAUAUCUUUUCAAGUAUGAUUUUAAUGCCGUCAGUAAGUUUAUAAUAAUUUUCUUUUGUCAAACUUGUUUUUGUUUCGCUCGACCUUGACCGUGAGACUAAGAAAUUAAGAUAGAAAGUCAUUUUGUAAAGCGUAAACAUCGCGAAGGUAUCUACCGAGUAUGCGAACUUCGCUCAGCGUAGCUUAGCGUGAUUCGCUAGUUAAGUGUAAAAGCAUAAAGAAGGUUAGAGAUUGACAGCUCAGUAAGCGUCACCUUUAGAAGCGACGACCCAUACUUUCCUCGAGAGAUCAGAGCUAGUCCCCGUUGUAUUAACUUGCGUAAUAAAAGAGAGAAUAAAAGAAAUAGUCAACUGAACGACAAGUGUUAAGAAAUUACUUCUAACAAUAUAGAUAAAUUAGGGUCUGCCAAUGUAGAUUACUUUUCUAUCUCACCUUGGUCUAAAUCGUGGUUGAAGUCACAAACACCCCCUUCCAUUAUCCCUAAGGCAAUGUAAAAACCGAUAUCAAUGGCUGAGUUUGGUCAGAACGGAUGAUAGGGAAUUUGACUCUUGCUCAUGAAGCAAGGACCUGGUUGUGCUCUUUUCUUACGUCGUGGUCUCGAGCCAAAUAUCUUCCCGCCUGGCCCUCUCACUCAGUCAAAAACUCGUAGAAUUAACAUUAACGUGGUGUCCUCAAAUGUAAACCAUCCAGCAGCGAAAACUCAGGGUUGAGGUGAUCUCUUCAUAUUCCCCAUUCAUUUUGCUUUACAAAGCGAACGCACUUUUCUCUACUUUUUUGAAAAAGGAUUAACUCGUGCAGAGUAAGUAGAGAUUGAGAGACUAUUGUAUUUCGUAACGCUUUUUGUUUCCCUUUUCCUAUCUUUACUUUUGUUUUUGUUGAAUACAGAUGUCCACGCAUUAUCAUUUCUCAUUCUUAUCCUUAUCAAUGGGAGACAAACAAUUGUACAAAUAUUGACGUCGGCUACCGCAUUAACACCGGUUGCCACAGAGGUAAUAAAAAUAAUGGUGUGUGAUAAUGAGCUAUGAACGCUCUUCCUCGGCUGCAGUGACUCGUGAAGGAGCAAGAAUAACCAGAAAUUCAAGUAAGGUACCCCAUUUGGUGGCGGAAUUAAGCAGAUCGAGAGAGAUGAAAUUCUAGAACUUAGCUCCAUGUUUUUUAUUACAGAAAGUAUUUGAUAAUAAAGAGUUAUAAGGAAUAGUGGCUGGGGAUAAAUUUCCAAUUCAUAUAUUUAAGAAUUUAGUUGCAACGAGAUGCGGGAGAUUGCGCCAGUCACAUACGCAAAGUCAGUUUCAGGGCCUACUUGGAACAAAAACUUGAGCAAAAUUCCCUUCCCUUUCCCCCCUCCCCUCACCCCCUUACCUCAGAGUAAGAAUGAAAAUUCCUCUUUUGGGUGUAAGUAAGUGCAUGUUAAAUAUCACCUCUUUACCCUUCUUAAUCCACUUAUCUUGACUCCCUUUUUUUUUUUUUUUUUUUGUUUCACCAGUCUUCGACGAACAUGACGAUGCUGAAUGUGACUAUAAGUGGCAUUCGUCAAAAUGUAGGAGUAAAGGGCAACUUAUUUCAAUUGCAAAUUAACUCUAAUGUAUAGCUGGUUUAUAAAUGAUCUUUAACCGAAUUUCCUCUAAGGGGUCAAAGAUUUAAGAAUAUAUAAUCUACUUGUAGUGGGAGAAGCGGUGGUACGAUAACAAAACUGCAAGAGCCUGUUUUGCUCCGCUUUUGGUUAAAGAUCUCUACCUUCACAAUGAAAACCUGAAAAAGUUGAGAUCUACCUUUACAAUGCCUUUCUACCUCAUCUUACCUGACGAGAUGGAGGACCUAUUAUAGAUUAACGUUUGAGCCGGUGAAGCAUCAAACUUCGAUGGCAAAAUCGAAAAAAAACGAUUCAGAGACUGGCACUAUCUUUUCGCAACCCCCACUUAUUUCAUUCAAACGUGACAAAAACAUAGGCAACUUUUUAGUCAGGAGUUCAUUUCAAACCAAUGACCAAUCUGGAACUUUUUUGAUCACUUUACGUGUACCUCCGCCAAUGUUAUUUACUGCAUAACUUACACUUAUUACAAUAAGUUAGACAUCGGCGAAACAGGAAGACGACUGGGUAACCGAUUCCGAGAACACCUUCGCGAUGUGGAAAGAAAUGACAAGGACGCAUCCAAACCAGUCGCUAGACACUUUAAUCUUCCUUAUCAUUCUAAACAGCAUAUGAAAAAAAAUGUGAUUAGUGAUAUGAAAAAGUGAUUAGUCACUGUCCUCGUUUGCGAAAAAAUUAUGAUUUACAUCUUAAAUGAUUUACGAAACAGUUAUGCAUAGCAAGGAAGUAUAAUGUAGUACUACUUGUGAAGGUUAACUUCAUAUAACAAGGAAUCAACGCGCUAUAACACGUAACUGUCUGUAAAUACAGUAAAAGUAGUAAUGAGACAAAAUAAAUUUCCCUUGCAACCUUUUUCAAAACGUACUAUGAUUUCUCCUACAUUUGUAUAUCCCUUGGGGUAUAAAUCACCCACAGCGGAUAUAAUCCAAAUCCAAAUUAAACCUUCUCUGCCGAAGCCCGCAUUGUAUGAUGUCAAGGUCCUCCUGGUGCAUGAAGCUCCGCACCUCGGACAGAGGGUUUAGUUUUUUUUAUCAUUAAUGCUGAGAGGGUUUCACCAGAUGCCUUUCGGGAUCAGACGGUUAAUCAACAAGAUCGCGUUAGCUUUGAAAUUGUGUGCUUUAUGUAACUGCGCAUACAGCCACGUACGAAGCUACGCCUCUACCGAAUCACUUCCUGUAAAAACAGUCUGUCGUGAUGUCUCUUGUACAGUUUACUGCCAGCAGCAAUGUAAACAACACAUUUAUUCUAAGUAAGUAAACCAAGUUAUCUUGAAAAAAAAAACAACAACAACAAUUUUUCAACCAAUAUGAAAGUGCUCUAUGCUUUCGGGCAGAUCACAAAUCGGUUACUUCCGUUUUACUCAAUUCAUUUUUGUCAUGAGAUCUCCAGCCAUCUGUUGCUGAGACAAGUCAUUCAAAUAAAUUAUGUUUGCAUCGUCAUGUAUCAGAUUACUAUGGUUUAUUCAUUUUUAAUUACCUGAUACCCACGCCUUGCUUCGCAAAAUAUCUGAAAAAAAACCUCUUUCUGCAAAUCACAAGUUAGAUUGCUGUCAAGUCUAUUUGUGUUAAAGUUUUUGUACGAUUACAUCCAAAAAGCAACUAAUUCAGCUUCCUAAAUGGCAGAUAAACGAUAAGUUAUUGACUAAUUGGGGCUUUCGUAAUAUCUUAGUUGUUCGCUAAAACCUGGAAAUUCAUCUCAUUUUUGUGAUGUGAUCAAUUUCCAGGUAAUUGAUUGUGUGAAUCAGCUUCGUUUCCCUAUUUUUGUCAUUUUAUGCUCAGCAAAGAUCGGAAAAUGUGGUCCUUCGACUUACCCAAUAAGCGGCCACCACUUAUCUGUUCAUGUGAUGUCCGCUAUGAUUGUCUCUAGUCUUUUUGAGUGUUUGGCCACGGGUGUAACUAAGAUCCGCUGCAAAAGUUUGAACUUUCGUUUUAAAGAUAUGUCACAUGACUUAAAUGACGCAGGAACACAUGCCCACCCAAAGGAUUAUGGACCAAAAGCAGGAUUUAUCUACAAGGAUGUGUCUGAAUCACCUAAGAUUUGUCUUUUUAAUAUAUUCCCAAUUUUGAAAUGAACUCCCAAUGCUAAAAGUUAUAGUGCAAUGACUUACUUCUGUUUAUCUCUCUCUAUUUUGAAAAAUGAAUAUGUUAAGAUUAAGAUGAAAAUUUGACGCUUGACAAAAAAAAAAAAAAAAAAAAAAAAAAACGAUAAUUUUCAUUUUCAUUUUUUUUUCUUUUUUCUUUUCCAAAUCGAGAA
Molecule: messenger RNA, 6480 nt
Organism: Pocillopora meandrina
Lineage: Eukaryota; Metazoa; Cnidaria; Anthozoa; Scleractinia; Pocilloporidae
Source: the annotation of a GenBank genome assembly